UUCUCCAGGAGAAAGAGAAAGAAGGAUCGGAAAAAUCAAUCGAGAGUCUGAAAUAUGGCGUUGAAAUUUCUGAACAAGAAGGGUUGGCACACCGGAAGUCUAAGGAACAUAGAGAAUGUGUGGAAGGCGGAACAGAAGCAUGACGCCGAGCAGAAGAAGUUGGAAGAGCUCCGCAAGCAGAUUCAGGAGGAGAGGGAGCGCUCCGAGUUUCGUCUUCUCCAAGAGCAGGCUGGCCUAGUACCGAAGCAGGAGAGAUUGGAAUUCCUUUACGAUUCAGGACUUUCUGUCGGAAAGGGAUCCGCCAGCUCCAGUGGCGCCGGUGGCGGAGGAGGAUUCAAGGCUCUUGAAGAAGCCCUUCCAACCUCCAAGCCCGCUGCUGAUGCUUCUUCCAAGCAGUCGCCUUCCGUUCCUGGAGCCUUGUUCGAGGACAAGCCCCACUCCGCCAACGACGCCUGGCGCAAGCUCCAUUCUGAUCCAUUGCUUUUAAUUCGUCAGCGCGAGCAGGAAGCCCUUGCCCGCAUCAAGAACAACCCUGUCCAGAUGGCCCGUAUUCGCAAAUCUGUUGAAGAAAAGAAAGAGAAGGACAAGCCCCAUGAUAAGAGGGAAUCCCACAAGCACCGUAAUAGUAGUAGUACAAAGCAUAGGAAGCAUUCAUCUCGAGCAGAGCAAUCAGAUUCUGAAGAUGACACUUACAAGGUAGAUAAAAGAAGAAAAAAUGGUGAUUAUAAGAGCUCACAGGGGCACCGUGAUAGAAAACAGCCAGAUUCAGAAAAUGAAUCUAGUGAUAGAGAAAAUCAAAAGAAGAGGCGCCAGAAGGAAAAAUACAACCAUGAUGGUCCUGAUGCUAACAGGAAGAACCUUGACGAAGGGGAAUAUAGAAGGUCUCAUGAAUCACACCACAGACGCCAGGGUGUUGCUCCCAAACUUUCUGAAGAGGAGCGAGCUGCUAGGCUGCGUGAAAUGCAAGAAGAUGCUGAGGUUCAUGAGGAGCAAAGAUGGAAGCGGUUGAAAAAGACUGAAGAGAAUGAUGCUCGGGAGGCUACCAGGGCCACCAUAUCUGAUGGAAGAAAAUUCCUCGAUGCUGCUCAUCGAAGUGUGUAUGGUGCUGAGAAGGGGGGAAGCUCCACAAUAGAAGAGAGUGUCCGUCGCAGAACACAUUAUCUGCAAGGCAGGUCUGAAUCAGAAGGCAAUGCUUUUAGGCGGUGAUGAUGUUUUAACCUACUGGUAUUUUUUAUUGGCAUAAUAUAUCUGAUAAUCCAGGUGUGCUUCUCCACCUUCUUCUAUUGUGUGUUGUUCAUUUACCAUUUCAUACACCACUUUGUCAAGUUGAAUGAUUGAUAUUGUGUAUUAUGGUCUUAGCUGAGUAUGAUUGAUCUGUCACCUUUAAACUAUGGUGAAAGAAAAUUUAAAUUUUUAACAUGUCUCGAUUGUUGUGCUAUUAGAUUUUAUUCUGGUGGCAUAGGGUGGGUGGUUACAAAGUUAUUCUGAGAAUCUGAGAUGAAUAAUUGAGCAUGGACUGAUGGAUGAAGAUAGAUUUAUCCAGCAAUGGAAGUUUUGGUUGGUCAGGAAGGCUGCUAUCUACGAAGCCAUUAUUUCAACCUAAUCAGUGGUUGUAUUUGUCAAGAGAACAGAAGAUUUGGGACCCUUUAUGCUUGCCAUUUUGGCUCUUGGAUGUUGGAUGCUUCACA
Messenger RNA from Rubroshorea leprosula, 1688 nucleotides. The record is from the annotation of a GenBank genome assembly. Lineage: Eukaryota; Viridiplantae; Streptophyta; Magnoliopsida; Malvales; Dipterocarpaceae.